Molecule: messenger RNA, 601 nt
Organism: Mus musculus (house mouse)
Lineage: Eukaryota; Metazoa; Chordata; Mammalia; Rodentia; Muridae
Gene: Svs5
Product: seminal vesicle secretory protein 5
Exons: 3
Coding region: 22-390 (122 amino acids)
Cellular component (GO): extracellular region
Source: RefSeq, marked validated
AGCCAAGCCCUUCCUGGCAAGAUGAGUCCCACCAGCUUCUUCCUCCUUACAUUGCUCCUCGUUCUGGUGACAGAAGCAAGGGGAGCCCGUGAAAGGUUCUCUCAGUCGGCGGAAGACCCUUCUAGUAGUCACAUGGGUAUAAAGAUUCGGGCGGGAGGCAGUGGAUCAGGUUCUGCCAUGGAGGAAUACAGCGUAAGUGAGAACUCUUGGAGUAACUUUAAAUCAAAGCAUCCGAGCAGCAUCAGCAGCGAAAGCUUCCACGAGGAAAGCAGUAGCAGCAGCGAAAUGAGUAGUUCCGGCGGCCAUUUUGGUCUCAAAAUGAGAGGAUCUCAAGCAGGAGGAGGAAUGAGUUCCUUUAAAACCAGGGUCAAGAGCCGGAUACUCAAAUAACGUGUUCCCUGGCCAUCUGAAGACUAGAGCCAGUAUGCAGGUGUCACUGAACUGAGAGAAGCCGGUGAUGUCUUCAGGAUUCAAGUUUCCAUGGGGCCUAGAAACAGUCCGGGGCCUCUCACUUCCUCCUCGUGUUUGUUUUCUUAAAGAUCCCUAAACCUGACAAUAUUCAAAUUCCAUCUUUUCAAUAAAAAGAUACUAUUCUGCAUCA